Messenger RNA from Dictyostelium discoideum AX4, 4716 nucleotides. It is a transcript of the gene pikA, whose product is annotated as phosphatidylinositol-4,5-diphosphate 3-kinase. The record is from RefSeq and is a predicted model, not a curated record. Gene Ontology annotation, biological process: response to bacterium; regulation of chemotaxis; cell motility. Gene Ontology annotation, molecular function: kinase activity; 1-phosphatidylinositol-3-kinase activity; small GTPase binding. Lineage: Eukaryota; Evosea; Eumycetozoa; Dictyosteliales; Dictyosteliaceae. The coding region runs from base 1 to 4716 and encodes 1571 amino acids. The transcript is spliced from 2 exons.
AUGAAUAGUAUUGAAAGUUCUUCUAAUGAUAGCAAUGAGAUAAAUAAAAAUUCAAACAAAAAUAAUACACACUUAAACUCCAACUAUAAUAAUAUUUAUAAAAAUAAUAGCACUAGUAGUAAUAAUAAUAAUAAUCAUAAUAAUAUUGAAAUUAUUGGGAUAGAUAAUAAUAAAAAUAAUAAUAAAAAUAAUAACGAUAAUAAUAAUAAUAAUAAUAAUAUAGAUAAAAAAAGAAAGGAUAGUAAAAAUAAACAAAACCAAGAAAUAAAUCAAGAAAUGUCAGAAAAUAAAAAAAUUUAUAAUAGUAAUGAUAGUAAUUGUAGUAGUGGUAGUAGUAGUGGAGGACAUGUAAAUAAUGGUCAUCAUAUAUUAAUUGAAGAGAAUGAAAGAUUAGAACAUGAAAAUCAAGAGAUUCAAGAAAUUUAUAAACAAAAGGGUAUGGAAUUUCAAAAAAAAGAUUUAAGAUUUGGAUAUGAUGUUAAUAGUAAUAAUAAUAAUAAUAAUGGUGGUGGUAGUAGCAGUGGUAGUAGCAGUGGUGGUAGUGAUGAAUCUGCUUCAAAUCAACCUAUAAUUAGAACUAGAAAUAGAGAAGGUUCAAUUUUAAAUUUAAAGAAACAAGGUCUUGUAAAAGAAAUUAGUCAAAGAUUUCAAACACCAGAUACAGCAUCAUAUACAAGACCAAAUGCAAAUAAUAUUUCAAUUAAAGAUAAAAUUUCUAUAUUAAAAAAGGAGCAAGAAAGAAGAAAACAAGAUUCAGAAGUACAACAACGAGAAAAGGUUAUAGUAUUAUCAGCAGAUAGUUCAAAUAUUCAAAUUUAUCAUCCCUCUGUUUUAAUAGAAAAAAUGAAUAGUAAAUUGGAUACCGAAGAAAAGCCAGCAACAACGACAACAACUACUACUACAACAUCAACAUCAAUAUCAACAUCAACACCAACAACUACUACUACUACUACAACUAAUACUUCUACUACUAAUGAUAUUACAAUUAAACCAAAAACAUCACCAACAAAAAAUAAUGAAGAAAGAUCACAAUCACCAAUUACAACACCAAAACAACCAGUUGAAGAAAUUGUUAAAAAAGUAUCAACACCAAAAUCAAAUAAUACUUCUAAAAAGACAUCAUCCGAUACAACACCAACAGGAAAAACAACUAAAAAAGAUAAAAAAGAUAAAAAAGAUAAAUCAAGAGAUAGUGGUAAUUUAGUAAUUGUUAAUAAUACUAAUAAUACUAGUAGUAAUAAUAACAAUAAUAAUAAUAAUAAUAAUAAUAAUGAAACAAUUAUAAAACGUAGAGGUAGAGUUUUAGUUACACCAUCAAGUGAUUUAAAAAAGAAUAUUCAAAUUUAUUUUACAAUUCCAAUAAAUCCACCAGUAAAUAAAACCAAUAAACCAAAUCAAUUAUUAUCAAAUACAUCACAACAAUUUUUAAAAACAUUAAUUUCAAAUGAAAUUCCAAUCGAUUGUAAAAUCAAUGAUAUCAACGAUACUGAUGCAUUUUCCGAUUUAUCAGCAUCAGCAUCAUCAUCAUCAUUUAUAACAAAAUCAUCACAAUCAUUAUUAAAUGUGCAAUCAUUAAGAGUUAAAGCAAUUAAAACAUCAUUUAAUAUUUUAUUUUUAAUGCCAAAUCAAUCUAAAAAGAUUUUACAAGUUAAAGGUUCAGAUACAAUUGAAAAUUUAAAAGAAAGAAUAAUUUCAGAUUAUUUAUUUAAUAAUAAUAGUAAUAAUAAUAAUAAUAAUUGUAAAUAUGGAGCAGAUUCUUAUUUAAUAUUAGAUUUUAAUGAUAAUCCAAUGGAAAGAAGUUUAGUAUUGAAUAAAAGUGAUUAUAUAUUAGAUAAAAGAGCACAAGGUUUAAUACCAAAAUUAAAAGUUAUUGAAAAAUCAACAAUUUUAGAUUCAGAUCCAUCUGAUGAAUUAUCACCAAGUGAAUAUGAAAUUAUUAGAAAAUUAAUACCAGGUACAGAUACAUGGAGAGGUGAAGAAGUUGAAUACUUUAGAAGAGUUACAAGUAGAUUAAGAUAUGAAGCAUUACCAUUGAUUAAAGGAUCAAUUCAGUCUACUCUAUUGGUUAGAUUAUCACCAUUACCAAUACCAAUAGUUGGUAAUAAAAUAUUGAUUUCUAUAUUUUUACCAAUUACUCAAGUUACUAAAACAUUGGAUUUGGAAUUGAAUGAAACUGCCGAUCAAUUUACAAAUAGAUUAUUUACAAAAAAUUAUUCAAAACAUUUACCAAAUGUAAAUUCAAAUGAUUUCAUAUUAAAAGUAGUUGGUAGUUCAGAUUUUAUUCAUGGUCCACAUGAUAUUCGUACUUUUGAAUCAAUUAGAAAUCAUAUAAUUCAAGGUACAAAACCACAAUUAACAUUAAUUCAAAGACCAAAACCAGAAUUAGAUCCACAACCAUUUAAACCACGUUUUGAUUAUCCACCAGAAUUAAUAAUUGAUCAUAGUUGUAGUAAUGCAAUUAAUUGUAAUAAUAAUAAUACAAAUAGUACAAAUAAUAAUAAUAUAAAUUUUGAUAAUUGGGAUCAAAUUACACAUAUUUCUAUUAGAGAAAUUAAAAAACCAUUUAGAGUUAAAGUUAUGGGAUCAACUAGAAUACCAUUAUCAUGUAUUAAAGAUAUUGAUAGUAGUAGUGUUAUUGUUUCAAUUUCAUUAUAUCAUGGUAUUGAAUGUUUUUCAAAAGCAUUCACUCAACCAAUUAUACCACCACCAUUUGCAUUUUUAGCUGAAACUUUAUCAGUUGAUUGGUGUGAAUGGUUAGUUUUUACAAAUAUUGAUUAUUCAAAUUUACCAGUGGAUGCACGUUUAUCAAUUAGUGUCUAUAGUGCAAAUGAAACAGUUGAUGAUGUUGAAGAAAUUAAAAAUCUUGAUGAAGCAACUAAAAAGUUAACACCAAUUGGUUGGAUUAAUGUUAUGAUUACUGAUUUUAAAUAUCAACUUAGACAAGGUAUGGUAGAAUUAUCGUUAUGGCCAUCUGAUUUUUCAAAUCCACUUGGUACUUGCUCAAAUAAUCCAUCAAGUAGUCAAUCAGUUGGUUUAACAUUAGAAUUUGAAGAAUUUAAUUUACCAGUUUUAUUCCCAAGAAAAACUAAAUUCUCUACAAGUGUCUCAGUUAUUGAACAACCACCAACCAAUAUAAAUUCAAAUGAAAUGAGAGAAUUCUUUGAGCAAAUUACAGCAUUAGACCCAUUAUCAGAUUUAAAACAAGAGAAAUAUAAUCAACUUUGGACUUUAAGACAUUAUUCAAUUUUAUUCCCACAAGUUUUACCAAGAUUAAUGUUAAGUGUACCAUGGACUCAAGCAACUGCAGUAGAUGAAGCAAUUUCAUUACUUGAUAGAUGGCCAAAACUUAAACCUUAUGAAUCAUUGGAAUUAUUGGAUGCAAAACAUGCAAAUAGAAAAGUUAGAGAAUUUGCAGUUACAUGUUUAGAGGAUCUUAGUGAAGAUGAACUAUUAGAUAUUCUAUUACAAUUAGUACAGGUUUUAAAAUAUGAACCAUUCCAUGAUUCAAAAUUAUCAAGAUUCUUAUUAAGAAAAGCAAUUUUAAAUAGAAAUAUUGGUCAUUCAUUCUUUUGGUAUUUAAAAUCAGAUUUACAUGAUAGUAAUUUAUCAGAAAGAUUUGGUAUACUUUUGGAAUCUUAUUUGUAUGCAUGUGGUGCACAUAGAAUUGAGUUAUUAAAACAAAUGGAAGUUAUUAAUAAUUUAACAGAGGUUGCAAAGAAAAUUAAACCAUUAAAAGAUCAAGAUAGAAGAGAAUUUAUGAUUAAAGAAUUUGAAAGUUUAGAAUGGCCAAAACGAUUUCAUCUUACUUUAAAUCCACGUUUUGAAUCAAAUGGUUUAAUAAUUAAUAAAUCAAAAUAUAUGGAUAGUAAAAAGUUACCUCUAAGAUUAUCUUUUACAAAUACCGAUAUGAACGCUGACCCUAUUGAAGUGAUUUUCAAAGCUGGUGAUGAUUUAAGACAAGAUAUGUUAACUUUACAAAUGAUUAGAUUAAUGGAUAAGUUAUGGCAAAAAGAAGGUUUAGAUUUAAAAUUAUCUCCCUAUGGCUGUAUUUCAACUGGUGAUAUGAUUGGUAUGAUUGAAGUGGUGUUAAAUUCUGAAACCACUGCUAAAAUUCAAAAAAGUGAAGGUGGUGGCGCUGCUUCCGCUUUCAAGUUGGAUCCUUUGGCCAAUUGGAUAUUGCAACAUAAUAAAAGUGAUAUGGAAUAUCAAAAAGCUGUAGACACAUUCAUACUCUCUUGUGCUGGUUAUUGUGUUGCAACUUAUGUACUUGGAAUUGGUGAUAGACAUAAUGAUAAUUUAAUGGUUACAAAAGGUGGUAGAUUAUUUCAUAUUGAUUUCGGUCAUUUCCUUGGUAAUUAUAAAAAGAAAUUUGGUUUCAAAAGAGAACGUGCUCCUUUUGUUUUCACUCCUGAUUUUUGUUAUGUAAUGGGUGGUAAAGAAUCUUUUAAAUUUAGUCAGUUUGUAAAUUAUUGUUGUACCGCUUAUAAUAUCGUUAGAAAGAAUGCUAAAUUAUUUAUGAAUUUAUUCGCUAUGAUGGUUUCUACUGGUAUUCCAGAAUUACAAUCUAUGGAAGAUUUAAAUUAUUUAAAAGAAUCUUUUUCAAUAGAAUUAUCUGAUGAAAAAGCAAGGGAGAAAUUUGUUGCUUUAAUUCAUGAAAGUUUAGCUACAAAAACUACUCAACUUAAUAAUUUUUUUCAUCAUCUUGCACAUGCUUAG